AGUCCACCGCGUUCCACAGAGAUCUCCCUCCCAUCAUCUCUCUCCCUCUCUCCCUCUCUCUUACAAGUCACACUCACACACACACAGUCACACGCACGGAUUCAGGAGAGAGAAAUGGUAACCGUAUCUUUCAUCUCAUCCGCUCCUUCGAUGGCGUCUCUGGUCCAGUCGCCGUCUACCUCCGCCCGCCGGAAAUUCUCGCGCCGUUCUAGCACCAUAAAUUGCAGAGCUGAAGCUGAAACCCUCGACGACGAACGCCUCUCACGCCGCCGUGCUCUGCAAUGCUUUACUGCUGCCACCGUCAGCGUGGACUUGAUAGGAAGAUCCACCUCGUUAAUUGAAGUGGCUCAUGCAGCUGACUUGAUACAACGCCAACAACGCUCACAAUUUCAGUGGAAUCCUUGCGACAGCACUGAAGGUAAAAGUUUGAGCACUAGAAUGAAACCCACUCUUAAAGGGAAUCCAGAUCUCAUCCCAUCUGUAUUAACUUUAGCGCUUAAUGAUGCUGUAACUUACGAUAAGGCAACAAAAUCUGGAGGUCCCAAUGGCUCGAUACGGUUUAGCUCAGAGAUCAGCCGACCAGAAAAUAAAAAUCUGGCUGCUGCUCUAAGUUUGUUGGAGGAUGCAAAGAAGGAAAUAGAUUCUGUAUCCAAAGGUGGACCAAUAUCAUAUGCAGAUCUCAUCCAAUAUGCAGCUCAAAGUGCUGCCAAAUCUACCUUUCUUGCCUCCGCCAUCCGGAAAUGUGGUGGAAAUGAAGAGAAAGGGGCAUUACUCUACACUGCAUAUGGCUCAAGUGGGCAGUGGGGCCUCUUUGACCGGCAGUUUGGGAGGUCAGAUGCAGAACAACCCGACCCAGAAGGAAGGGUUCCUCAGUGGGAGAAAUCCACCGUUGAGGAAAUGAAAAAUAAGUUCUCCGCUAUCGGUUUUGGGCCCCGCCAGCUAGCUGUCAUGUCAGCAUUCUUGGGUCCCGACCAGUCGGCAAACGAGGCAUUGCUAGCUUCUGAUCCGGAUGUUCUGCCAUGGGUUCAGAAAUAUCAACGCAGCCGUGAAACAGUAUCACAAACUGAUUAUGAGAUGUCUGAAUUGGUAGCAAGAACUGGCCGGCAUCAGCAGCGCUACGAGGAUGGCUACCGCCUCAUUGCUGGGUGUAUUCCGUUUAGAUAUAGGACCAUGGAAAAUGGCAGUGGUUCACCAGAGAAGAUAGUUGAAGUACUAAUGAUCAAUUCAAAUAGCGGACCAGGUCUUCUAUUUCCGAAGGGUGGAUGGGAAAACGACGAGACAGCUGAGGAAGCAGCUGAGAGAGAAGCCAUGGAAGAGGCUGGAGUUCGAGGGGACUUAGUGCAUUUUCUUGGUUGCUAUUCUUUCAAGAGCAAAACACUGCAGGACGAUUAUAGCCCGGAAGGUCUAUGCAAAGCCGCAAUGUACGCCUUGCAUGUGAAGGAGGAGCUCGAUUGCUGGCCGGAGAAAAGUCAAAGGGAGAGAAGUUGGUUGACUAUAUCAGAAGUCGUUCAAUGCUGCAGGCACGAUUGGAUGAGAGAGGCUCUUGAGAAAGGCUUUUCGAAAUGGUAUGCAGAUGGUAUGAUCAACACUCUCGGAAAAAGGGAUGAAUCGGAUUAGUACUUUUUUUUUCUUUUUUUUCUUUUUU
Messenger RNA from Striga asiatica, 1645 nucleotides. NCBI's taxonomy places the organism in Eukaryota, Viridiplantae, Streptophyta, Magnoliopsida, Lamiales, Orobanchaceae. The record is from the annotation of a GenBank genome assembly.